CGGGCUUACUGCCGGCCCCGUGAAAGGUCGCUGCGCAAGCGCAUCACCAAUAGUGCCAAGUGGGUCUGGCGCGACAGAACACACUUGCUAGAUUCAUGUCCAGAAGAACAGCCGCGGGCGGCUAUCAGAAUGUGUCGUACUGUGUGUAUCCGUACCCCCGUGCCCCUCGUUGGGAAAAUGGGGAGAUGCGUGUAUAAGACGCGACGUCCCCCGCUACCCCGCCUUGAGCUUCUUCGUCCCAUCCUGUGAUCAAUUGCCCACUUCUGUCCAAAUUCCCCGUUUUCAGUCUCUCAUAGCCCUCCAAAACACAAUGAACGGCACAAUAAGAGCGUCCAAGCCGAAUAUCGGCGUCUUCACAAACCCGAAGCAUGACUUGUGGAUAAGCGAGGCGACACCGACGCUGGAAAGCGUCCAGAAGGGGGAGGAGCUCAAGGAGGGACAAGUCACAGUCGCCGUUAGGAGCACAGGCAUCUGCGGGUCAGAUGUCCACUUCUGGAAGCACGGCUGCAUCGGCCCCAUGAUUGUCGGCUGCGAUCACAUCCUCGGCCACGAGUCUGCCGGUGAGAUUAUCGCUGUGCACCCGAGCGUAACAAACCUCAAAGUGGGAGAUCGCGUCGCCAUCGAGCCCCAGGUCAUCUGCAAUGCAUGCGAGCCAUGCCUGACGGGCCGCUACAACGGCUGCGAGUCGGUCGACUUCCUCUCUACGCCGCCCGUGCCGGGCCUGCUGAGGCGAUAUGUCAACCACCCGGCGGUGUGGUGCCACAAGAUCGGAGACAUGUCAUACGAGGACGGCGCCAUGCUCGAGCCUCUCUCCGUAGCACUCGCUGGAUUGCACAGGGCCGAGGUGCGGCUGGGCGACCCGGUGCUGGUUUGCGGCGCCGGUCCCAUCGGCCUGAUCACUCUGCUCUGCGCCAAGGCGGCCGGCGCGUGCCCGCUGGUCAUCACGGAUAUUGACGAGGGCCGGCUCAAGUUCGCCAAGGAGAUCUGCCCGGAGGUCAUCACACACAAGGUUGAGCGGCUGUCCGCCGAGGAGUCGGCAAAGGCGAUCGUGAAGAGCUUUGGAGGCAUCGAGCCCGCAGUGGCUCUGGAAUGCACAGGCGUGGAGAGCAGCAUUGCGGCCGCGAUCUGGGCCGUCAAGUUCGGCGGGAAGGUCUUCGUCAUCGGCGUGGGCAAGAACGAGAUCCAGAUCCCCUUCAUGCGCGCCAGCGUCCGCGAGGUCGACCUGCAGUUCCAGUACCGGUACAGCAACACCUGGCCGCGGGCGAUCCGGCUGGUUCAGAACGGUGUCAUCGAUCUCAAGCGGCUUGUGACGCACCGCUUCGGGCUGGAGGAUGCUCUCAAGGCUUUCGACACGGCAUCGGAUCCCAAGACUGGCGCCAUCAAGGUGCAGAUUCAGAGUUUGGAUUAGAGACUUAGACCAUUUUCCUCCGUCAGUUAGCAUUUUGAGAGCAGUUCAUACUAUAGAUGUAGCGUGUCCAAUCCAUUAAUUUCGAGUCGAGCCAGCAACGUCCGAUGGAGAUUUCUAAUGGGUGGUAAAGGCCCACAUUGGUUGCGCGGGUGAUGUCGGGUCCCGUGGGAUGGAGGCGGCAAUCUUGGAUUGGUCGCGCAUGGUAUGUUCCAAAUAUUUAUGAUAUUUACUACCUAGGUACCUAGGUAGGUGAAAGGUGGUUUUUGCAUGAGUUGCUCCGAA
Molecule: messenger RNA, 1690 nt
Organism: Chaetomium strumarium
Lineage: Eukaryota; Fungi; Ascomycota; Sordariomycetes; Sordariales; Chaetomiaceae
Product: chaperonin 10-like protein
Exons: 2
Coding region: 311-1408 (365 amino acids)
Biological process (GO): D-sorbitol catabolic process
Molecular function (GO): L-iditol 2-dehydrogenase (NAD+) activity
Source: RefSeq, a predicted model, not a curated record